AUGCCCAAAAACCACGCAGCAUGGCAAGACCAAGUCGGCGUCCCCCUCUCCAUCCGACCAACUCCCUAUCAAACCGACUUAACCCCAACCCAAAUCCUCGUCAAACCACACGCCUGGGCUAUAAACCCAGCCGACCAUAUCUUACAAGACAAUUCCCUCCCCUUUGUCAAGUACCCCGUAAUCCUGGGCGAAGAUAUCGCCGGCACGAUCGAAGCCAUUGGCAGCGAAGUCAGCACCCGCUUCCAGAUUCACGAUCGUGUGCUGGCCUUUGCACAGGGCGCAACGAGGGGGGUAGCUAUGGGCGGGUUCCAGGAGUACGUCAUCGUGGAUGUGGCUAUGACCUGUGCUAUACCGGAGGGAAUGAGUUUCGCCGAGGCGAGCGUUUUCCCGCUGGGCUUUACUACAGCGGCUCAUGCGCUGUUCAACAGCAAGACUUUGGCGCUGCCGGGGCCGAGGGUUGAUUUUAUUCGUGGAAGUGCAGGUAAAAGUGUGGUUAUUUGGGGCGGUGCGUCUUCUGUUGGUGGGAAUGCGAUUCAAUUAGCUCGUGCGGCCGGGUUGGAGGUUCUUACGACGGUGUCGAAGACGAAUUUUGAGUAUGUGAAGAAGGUUGGUGCGAGUAUGGUCUUUGAUUAUACUAGUGAGUCUGUGGUGGAAGAUGUUAUCUCCGCGUUGGACAAUGGCGACGCUCCUUGUGUGGGUAUCUUUCAGGCUGCUGGGUCGAACGACUCUGUCGGGCCUGUUUUGGAGAUAGCUCGGCGUGCGAAGGGGGACAUCUUUGUUAUCACGACGACUCCGUUGCAGGGGGUUGUUGUGCCUGAGGGAGUGAGGGCGAAGAUGUUGUUUGGAGCUAGCCAUGAUGAUAUUCUGCAUAUAUGGCAGCAGUUCUUGCCACAGGCGUUGGAGGAGGGUAUGUAUAUUGUGGCUCCUGAGCCGCUUGUUGUCGAGACCAGAGGGUUGGAGGGAUUCAAUUUGGAUAUGAUAUUCUGA
Messenger RNA from Penicillium daleae, 987 nucleotides. Its product is annotated as zinc-binding alcohol dehydrogenase family protein. The record is from RefSeq and is a predicted model, not a curated record. The transcript has a single exon. NCBI's taxonomy places the organism in Eukaryota, Fungi, Ascomycota, Eurotiomycetes, Eurotiales, Aspergillaceae. Gene Ontology annotation, molecular function: oxidoreductase activity, acting on NAD(P)H. Bases 1 to 987 code for a protein of 328 amino acids.